AUGGCUUCGCUCCGCCGCCUCUGCCUCUGUCUCUGCCUCCCGCUGCUGCUGCCGCCGCCCGCGGCUCCGGCCCCGACCCCGGCCCCGGCCCCCGGCACCGACUGGGCCGCCUGUAAGAUCCUCUCCCGGGACCUGUCGCGGCUGCUGGCGACCGUCAAAGAACCGCACCCGGUGCUGGAGGAGAUGCAGCUGAGCGAGGAGGACCCCCAGAACUGGCCCCCCCGGAUCCUCUGCAGCGACGCCUGUGACCCCCCCACACUGGACACCAACAACACGCGCUGCCUGCACCGGAUCCUCCAGGCACUCCAGCACUACCGGGACCUGCUGGGCUCCGACAUCUUCAGGGAGCAGCCCCAGCCCCAGCUGGAGACCACGAUGGACCAGCUGCUGGGCCUUGUCCAGCAGCAGGAGCACGGCCACCCCCCCCGGCACCCCAUGGACCCCAGCAACAACUGGUCUCACGGGCUGCUCCGGCACCUGGCCCUGAACCGGCUCCGCUCCUUCGCCGCCGUCAUGAGCCGCGUCUUCACCCACAGCGCCGGCGCCCGCUGA
Molecule: messenger RNA, 552 nt
Organism: Lepidothrix coronata (blue-crowned manakin)
Lineage: Eukaryota; Metazoa; Chordata; Aves; Passeriformes; Pipridae
Gene: IL23A
Product: interleukin 23 subunit alpha
Exons: 4
Coding region: 1-552 (183 amino acids)
Biological process (GO): positive regulation of T-helper 17 cell lineage commitment; immune response; positive regulation of T cell proliferation
Cellular component (GO): interleukin-23 complex; extracellular region
Molecular function (GO): cytokine activity
Source: RefSeq, a predicted model, not a curated record